AUGUGGCGACCGUCCCGGCUUUGCCACUUCCACUCUGCCCUGCUGCUGAGCCGGAGGAAGCCCUGGCCAGCCCCCGCUGCCUUCUUUAGGAGGAGCGUUCGGGCCCUGCAGGCAAGCUCUGGGCGCCCCAAGCCACUGUGGAAGAAAAUGGUGUCCACCACGGUGGUGGGGGUGCCCCUGCUGCUUGGCGUCCGAUACUUCACCGCAGAGGCGCGGGAGAGGAGAAGGAUGCGGCUCGUGGUGGAUGGCGUUGGCCGUUUCAGCAGGUCCUUGCGCAUCGGCCUGCAGAUCUCCCUGGACUACUGGUGGUGCACGAACAUCCUCCUGCAGGGUGUGGAUGAGAACAGCCCGAGGUACGUGGAGGUGAUGUCUGCAUGUCACCAGCGGUCAGCCGAUGCCCUGGUGGCUGGGGCCAUCAGCAAUGGGGGGCUCUACAUCAAGCUGGGCCAGGGGCUGUGUUCUUUCAACCACCUGCUGCCCCCUGAGUACAUCAAGACCCUGCGUGUGCUGGAGGACAGAGCCCUCACACGGCGAUUCCGGGAGGUGGACGAGCUUUUCCUGGAGGAUUUCCAUGCGCCGGCCCACGAGAUAUUCCAGGAGUUUGACUACCGGCCAAUAGCUGCCGCCAGCCUGGCCCAGGUGCACAGGGCCAAACUGCACGAUGGCACCGACGUGGCCGUGAAGGUGCAGUACAUUGACCUGCGGGACCGGUUCGACGGGGACAUCUACACCCUGGAGCUGCUGCUGCAGCUGGUGGGGCUCAUGCACCCCAGCUUCGGCUUCAGCUGGGUCCUCCAGGACCUGAAGGGGACGCUGGCGCAGGAGCUGGACUUUGAGAAGGAGGGCCGCAACGCGGAGCGCUGUGCGCGGGACCUGCAACACUUCCACUAUGUUGUGGUGCCCCGUGUGCACUGGGACAAGACCAGCAAGCGUGUGCUGACCGCAGACUUCUGCGAAGGUUCCAAGGCCAACGACCUGGAGGCCCUCAAGGCACAGGGUCUGAUGGAGAAGGACGUCGCCCGGAAGCUGAUUGAGGUCUUCGCGGAACAGAUCUUUGACACAGGCUUCAUCCACUCAGACCCGCACCCUGGGAACAUUCUGGUGCGGAAAGGCCUGGACGGGAAGGCGGAGCUGGUGCUGCUGGACCACGGGCUCUACCAGUUUCUGGAUGAGAAGGACCGCUCGGCACUGUGCCAGCUAUGGCGAGCCAUCAUCCUGCGGGACGACGCAUCAAUGAAGGUGCACGCUGCCACACUUGGGGUGCAAGACUACCUGCUGUUCUGUGAGGUGCUGAUGCAGCGGCCGGUGCGCCUGGGCCAGCUGUGGCGCUCACACCUGCUGAGCCGUGAGGAGGCCGCCUACAUGCAGGACAUGGCUCGCGAACACUUCGAGGACAUCAUGAGAGUGCUCAAGGCCCUGCCACGGGCCAUGCUGCUCGUGCUCCGCAACAUCAACACCGUGCGCGCCCUCAACACCUCUCUCGGUGCCCCCGUGGACCGCUACUUCCUCAUGGCCAAGAGUGCCGUCAAGGGCUGGAGCCGCCUGGUGGGCGCCUCGCACCAGGGCAUCUACCGCUUCAGCUUCUUGCGGCAAAUGAAGGUUGUGUGGGAGACGCUCAAGUUCGAAGUAGCCCUGAGGCUGGAGAUCUUGCUGAUGCGGCUCACGGCCCUGGCAGUCCGCACCCUGGUGCAGGUGCACCUCAUGGAGGAACCCGAGGGCUUAUACGAGUACCUGGAGACCUAG
Messenger RNA from Orycteropus afer afer, 1743 nucleotides. RefSeq names its product aarF domain containing kinase 5 (gene ADCK5). The transcript is spliced from 15 exons. The record is from RefSeq and is a predicted model, not a curated record. Bases 1 to 1743 code for a protein of 580 amino acids. Lineage: Eukaryota; Metazoa; Chordata; Mammalia; Tubulidentata; Orycteropodidae.